This is a messenger RNA of Nicotiana tabacum (common tobacco), 3727 nucleotides long. RefSeq names its product phosphatidylinositol 4-phosphate 5-kinase 1. Gene Ontology annotation, molecular function: 1-phosphatidylinositol-4-phosphate 5-kinase activity; ATP binding. Gene Ontology annotation, cellular component: plasma membrane. NCBI's taxonomy places the organism in Eukaryota, Viridiplantae, Streptophyta, Magnoliopsida, Solanales, Solanaceae. Gene Ontology annotation, biological process: phosphatidylinositol phosphate biosynthetic process. The record is from RefSeq and is a predicted model, not a curated record.
CAUUUUUUCCCCUUACAUCUUAGUUUCUCUCUCUCUCUUUCUUGUGAUUCCCUCAAAACUCCUGUUUGUAUUCAUUCUUUUUCUCAGUUCUUACAUUACUCUUUCCCAAACAGCAAAGCAAAGCCAAUCGUGCCUCCCUCUCUCUAUCCUCUUUCCCUCUAUACUCUAGAGAGAGAAAAAAAAUCAAAAAUAAUAUACAUAUUCACUGACGGAUAUUGCAAAGAGGAAGAAAUAGACGUCGCUGGAGAUGCUCCGGCAAAUCCAUUUCCGGCAAUAGUUCAAACCGAGUUGCAGUAUUACAACACCAUUUUUGACAUUAUUGAGGAAAAAGGUGAAAUGCCUGAAACUUUGAUAUUAUCGAAAAUUACUAAGGAAGUGGAUGAGGAGGAAAAAGAGAAGAUGCUAGAAACCACUACAGCGACAACACCGAGGUCAGUUAUCAUCAUUCCUCGGAGCAAAUCCCAAGCAGCAUCCCGGAGAGUCAUUCCUACGGAUAGUACAAUCACAACAGCAUUCGGUACAACCAGUACUAGCACUACUACAACCUCAAACGCAGUAGAAAAGCACCUUCCUAACGGGGAUCUGUACAUAGGUAACUUCUCCGGCAGUUCACCUCAUGGAUCCGGCAAGUAUUUGUGGAAAGAUGGGUGUAUGUACGAAGGGGAGUGGAAAAGAGGCAAAGCAUCCGGAAAAGGAAAGUUCUCGUGGCCAUCUGGAGCUACAUUCGAAGGCGAAUUCAAGUCGGGUCGGAUGGAGGGUUCCGGUACUUUUAUCGGAUCCGAUGGGGAUAUGUAUAAAGGUUCAUGGUCCGCGGAUCGAAAACAUGGCUACGGGCAAAAACACUACAGUAAUGGGGAUUAUUAUGAAGGGCACUGGAAGAGGAAUUUACAAGAUGGACAAGGGAGAUAUGUUUGGAAAAAUGGUAAUGAGUAUGUUGGUGAAUGGAAAAAUGGGGAUAUUCAUGGUAGAGGUGUUUUAAUUUGGGCAAAUGGGAAUAGGUAUGAUGGGAAUUGGGAAAGUGGUGUUCCUAAAGGUCAUGGGGUUUUCACUUGGCCUGAUGGGAGUUGCUAUAUUGGGUGUUGGACCAAGAAUCAGCAACAGCAUAGCCAAAUUCUUAAUGGUACUUUUUAUCCAGCUAACAACAAUAAAACGAGUUCUAAUAAUAGUACUGAUUUCAGUGUUAAAGAGGAUGCUUUUUUGGGGGGAUUUUUUGGGCACAAGUUAGCAGCACCUUUAAUGGAAAAUGAUGAUUGUGGUGGUGGGGUUGUAGUGAUGAAUAUGGGGAAGAAAAGGUCAUCAGUAGAUGGAGCAAGGGGAAGCAUGACAGAAAGAAAUUUUCCAAGGAUUUGCAUUUGGGAAUCUGAUGGUGAAGCUGGUGACAUUACUUGUGAUAUUAUUGAUAAUGUAGAGGCCUCCAUGAUUUACAGAGAUCGCUUUGGGUUCGAUCGAGAUGGACUUAAGCAGUUUAGGAGAAAUCCUUGUUGCUUUAGCAGAGAAGAAAAGAAGCCAGGACAGACUAUAUCCAAAGGGCAUAAGAAUUAUGAUUUGAUGCUCAAUCUCCAGUUGGGCAUUAGGUAUUCAGUUGGGAAGCAUGCUUCGAUAUUGCGGGAUCUUAAAACUAGUGAUUUUGAUCCUAAUGAGAAGUUCUGGACUAGGUUUGCUCCGGAAGGGUCCAAGAUUACACCCCCUCAUCAAUCUACUGAUUUCCGCUGGAAGGAUUAUUGCCCGGUGGUGUUUAGACAUUUGAGGGAACUAUUCCAAGUGGAUCCUGCAGAUUACAUGUUAGCAAUAUGUGGAAAUGAUGCCCUAAGAGAGCUUUCUUCUCCGGGGAAGAGUGGAAGCUUCUUUUAUUUGACUCAGGACGAUAGGUUUAUGAUCAAAACAGUGAAAAAAUCAGAAGUCAAGGUGCUUAUUAAGAUGCUUCCAAGUUACUAUCAACAUGUUUGUCGUUAUGAAAAUACACUUGUCACAAAAUUCUAUGGUGUCCAUUGCGUCAAACCAGUUGGUGGUGUCAAGACACGGUUCAUUGUAAUGGGCAACAUGUUCUGCUCAGAAUAUCGUAUUCACAGACGCUUUGACCUGAAAGGUUCCUCGCAUGGACGCACAACAGAUAAACCAGAAGGAGAAAUUGAUGAAACCACUACCCUUAAGGACCUUGAUCUGAACUAUGUGUUUCGUCUCCAGCGGAACUGGUAUGAGGACCUGAUCAAACAAAUCGAUCAUGAUUGUGAAUUUUUGGAAGCUGAGCGAAUCAUGGACUACAGUCUCUUGGUUGGUCUUCACUUCCGAGAUGAUAAUACGGGUGACAAGAUGGGUUUGUCACCAUUCCUCUUGCGUACUGGAAAGACUGAUUCAUACCAAAAUGAGAAGUUCAUGCGUGGUUGUCGUUUCCUCGAAGCUGAGCUACAAGACAUGGAUAGAGUUCUUGCUGGCCGGAAGCCCUUAAUUAAGUUGGGUGCUAACAUGCCUGCAAGAGCAGAGCGGGUGGCACGAAGGAGUGAUUUUGAUCAGUAUACUCCUGGUGGGUUCUGUAAUAUGCCUCCUUCACGUGGGGAAGUCUACGAAGUAGUCCUAUACUUCGGAAUCAUUGACAUCCUGCAGGAUUAUGAUAUUAGCAAGAAGCUCGAGCAUGCUUACAAAUCCUUGCAAGCUGACCCAACCUCAAUCUCAGCUGUAGAUCCAAAACUCUACUCGAAGAGGUUUCGGAAUUUCAUAGGCAGAAUUUUUGUCGAAGACAGGUGAUAGAUAGGGCAAGAGAAUGAAAAAAUCAACAGCUAACAAAAAGUCUGUUAAAUUAUAAAGAUUCUUCAAUGAAUCUGGAAUCCCAAGUGGUGUAAAGCACAUUGCUUGGAAUGGUUGGGCGGCAGCUGCUCCCGGUGGUCAUAAUCGAAAAAAAUAUUGGCUCCGGCAGUCAUGGUCGAAGACAUUUUUUGGCUUGGAUAUACUAUUCAUGCGCGGUGCUUGGUGGGGUUAGUGGCUGAAUUUUAUGGAUCAGCCACUGGUUGAGUGUAAGUUCUUUGUACAUUCCAUGGGGGUGGUAAGAAGAUAAUAUGAGUUAUUUUUUGUUUUAGUUUUAGGGAAAAUUUUCUUCUCUUUUGGGUGACCAAGGAAUGUGAAGAUUUGAAAGAUAAGCAUAGGGAACUGAGCAAGUUUCUCAGUGAGAUUCAAAGAAGAUUGGAGUGGGGGAGGAAAGGACUUUUAAAUAAUCAAAAGUGUACAGCAUAUAGGAUGAGGAGGUUGAAUAGAUUAUGAAAAAAUAUAUGUAUUUGUGUGAAUGUCUAAAUUCUUAUUAUUUAUGAUGUUUAUAGUAAAGUGACUGCACGGAAGAAGUAUGUCUCUGUCAUCUCUGCUGCUGGGGUCGGCGGGGGGGUGGUGUCAUAUUGGUUGCUUUUCUUUUGAUAGCAGUGAAAGAAAGAAAGAGGCAUUGCAUUGGGGACAGAGGAAGAGAGUUUUUGUAUACUGAGAGUAACAUGAAAAGGGGAGAAAGCAGAGACUAAAGAUGCGCUGGCUGGUCCUCUCACUUUUGUUUUACUGCCCUUUUACUGUGUUGGAGUUGGCGUGGGUUUGUUGAAUUUGUCCCUCUUUUGCUCAUAGAGUGAGUUUACGAUAAAUGGGGUUGUCCUUUCUGCACCAUUUGUUUGGUCGUGUCAUAACCGGAAAAGAAUUUGUAUGUGUUGUAGUCCUUGUCAUUUAUGAUUAUAUAGAGUAAAAAUGAAAGUGAAAUAUA